This is a messenger RNA of Austrofundulus limnaeus, 5205 nucleotides long. RefSeq names its product La ribonucleoprotein 4Ab (gene larp4ab). Lineage: Eukaryota; Metazoa; Chordata; Actinopteri; Cyprinodontiformes; Rivulidae. Gene Ontology annotation, biological process: positive regulation of translation. The record is from RefSeq and is a predicted model, not a curated record. Bases 387 to 2600 code for a protein of 737 amino acids. The transcript has 15 exons. Gene Ontology annotation, molecular function: mRNA 3'-UTR binding. Gene Ontology annotation, cellular component: cytosol; cytoplasmic stress granule.
GCAGCUCGAUGAUGCUGGGUUAGACCGCCGCCUGGCAGUUUGAGGACGAGCCUGUCACAUGCUGCGUAACCACUGCACUGCGAAGCUGACAGGCGGGAUGAGGAGUUGAGCGGAACAGUAGUUAAUAAUGUGGGAAGCRCUUUUCUGCUAAAUAUAGUGGAAGCGUCAAGCUUUUACACAGAGUUUUAAAGAAGUUGCGUCUCGCGAGCCGCACCAUCGGAACUGGAGCCCGCGCUGGAGUAACCUUAUCUACUGGAGCAGAGCAGAGCCGACGGCGGACCUGUUACUGCGUAGGUCAAGUCACCCCAAGAGGAGAGAAAGGAAAAAAGAAAACAGGUCAAUUUGUACAACUGGAGUUGACCGGGAAAAGCGAGGGACAAGUUAUCAUGGUUACCACAAAGGGAGGAGGUCUUAACCCCAAUGCUGAAAUGUGGCAGGAGAUUCCUGUCCAACAGGAUGACAUCCCAGGUGCAACAGAGGAUUCCCCUUGGUUGCAGACUUAUUUUCCUGCUGAGAUGACCGAAGGGUACACAGAUGUUACCUUACAAGACUCUAAAGGAUACUACUGUGACUACUGUGACUAUCUGGAAAGCAACACUGAUUAUGUCCCUGUACCUCCAUGUACCGUGCAUGAUGUGGAUCAACCAGACUUGGGGUAUUUAAUCUUUGACCCACAAGACAGUUCUGCUACAGAUACUGAGGUGUGUACAGAGCAAGUUGUGACUGAAGAGAGCCUGCGAGAAUCUUUAAAGAAAGUGCUGGAGUUCUGCUUUUCUAGGGAAAAUCUUUCUAAGGAUCUGUAUCUGGUGUCUCAGAUGGACAGUGAUCAGUUUGUUCCCAUCUGGACCAUUGCGUGUAUGGAGGACAUCAAAGCUCUGACUACUGACAUGGAUCUAAUUCUGGAUGUACUGAGGGCUUCUCCGCUGGUGCAAGUCGAUGAGACUGGCGAGAAAGUUCGGCCUAACCACAGUCGCUGUAUCAUUAUUUUAAGAGAGGUGCCAGAAACUACUCCGGUAGAGGAAGUAGAGGACCUUUUUAAGAGUGAAAACUGUCCAAAAGCAUUAAGUGUAGAGUUCGCUCACAACAGCAACUGGUACAUAACUUUUCAGUCAGACAUGGAUGCACUGCAGGCAUACAAAUAUCUACGAGAGGAAGUGAAAAUGUUCCAGGGGAAACCAAUCAUGGCUCGCAUUAAAGCCAUUAACACGUUCUUUGGAAAGAAUGGCUUCUGCAGCGUGGAUACAAGUGUGUACCAACAGCAUUCUCAGCCACAGGGCCAGUACACAUCUCCAGUGUAUGUGCAACAAGUGUACAAUCCAGAGCAGCAGUACCCGGUCUAUCCUGUGGUGUCUCCAACAUGGAACCCCACUGUCAUUCCUCAMUUUGAAACUCCACUGGCACCCUUUCCUAAUGGUGCAUUUAUGAAUGGUUACAGUAAUUCCUGGAGAUAUAAAACUAAUUCAAGCUCCACCAGUGGCCAUCGUCCCUUAGGAAGGAACAGAAACCAUGUAAAAAGUCAUCAUAGAUGUGGAGAUGUCGCCCUUACUAAUUUGGCUAAAGAGACGGUGAUGGACGGCACCUCUGGUCCCCUGACUCCACAGGAACUCCAAACAUCAAAAACACUGUCUGGCAGCAGAACACAGUYGGUGUCUCUGUCCUCCUUUGACCCUAAAGACACUUCUUCAUUGCCCUUCAUGUCAAAUCUGGGCCGGCCUGGACGAGAUCGGAGAGGCAAUCAUAGAGGAAUGAGGAGGAAAAGAGAAGAUGAGCAUACCUUGAAACCUGUCCCUGUGAUGCAGACCAAAGCAGCCCCUCUUAACUUUGACCUGGAAGCUUCCAGUUUUCCUCCUUUGCCAGGAUCUCUGGUCACGAUGCAUGUAGAGGCUUCGACAGAGGUGCGCCUUUCUGAUGUUGUCCGUGGCAUCAAAGUUCCAACUAAGUCAGGGAACCAUGAGGACUCAACACAAAGUGCAAAAGACUCUGAAAGCCCUGUAAGCAAACAAUGUUCUGAGUCUGUAGCUUCUAAACCUGCUCUUGUUGGAACACCAACAACAUCCGKACAAACAUCAAGUACUUCUUCACCAGCAAUAAAAGAAGAUAAAACUGAACAGAUCAAAUCAGAGGAAAAAUUCUCUCCGCCUACAGAACCUGCAUCUACAGAAGCUUCAGAACCUGCUCCUACUGUGUCUGAGCAGGCYGUUUCUACAGAAAAAACGAUUAUCUCAGCUCCAGAAUCAGACCAGGGGCAAAGGAAGCUCAGCUAUGCAGAGGUGUGCCAAAGACCAGCCAGAGACCCGCCACCAGCACAGUCACCAUGUCCCUCCUCUCCUGCUACCCCAGACAGCCAGCCACUGCAGGAGCUCAAGGUCAAUACAGUCGAGCAGCCUCGGCUCAACUCCAGGCAAACUCCAGAGGAACCAGAAGAUAAACGUCCCCCUCGGCAACCUUCACGCAGCUUCAGAGGGGCGCCGGGUUAUUCUAGAGCGAGAGGUUCAGGUUUAAAGACACGGGAGCAUCAGAGGGACAAAUGGUCUUCACUUCACCGGGGAGGCAAACGCAGUGGAAAGGAGCAAAACAUUCCUCCCACUUCUCCAAAAUAAAACUUUUAAGACAUUACCUAAAAUCCUAAAACCAUAACUAUAUAUGUAAAUAUAUAAUACAGUAUAUGUAAAUAGACAAAUGAAUAUAUUUCUUUUAGACAAACUUGGUCAAUGAAUCUUUCAUGUUGCAAACUGAUAAUGUAUUUAAAAAAAUUUGGUUGACUUUUUGGAAAACACAUUUUUGGGUGUAAUUAUAGAUGUUAAGUAGCAUCAUGCCUUCCUGAAAGGUUAAAUGUGUAUUUGUGACAUAACGUAGCGGUAAUUCACGAAUAGUGAAACAAUGGUAUCAGGAGUCAGUCGUUCUGCUCGGUCUCAGCAGGUUAAUCUGUGUUUGUGAUCAGUGCAGGACCUCCUAUCUUGUAGCGUGGUAGAAACCAGCCUCUUGUUCUUCGUUUUUCCUUCUACCGGAGAAACCCUCGUCUGUGGGAGAAAUCCCAAACGAAAGCAGAGAAGGAAAACUAGAAUUGAGCAGAACUGCAUGGGCCACGCUACCUCUCUUGAGGCAGUUUUCCUCAGUUGAAGAAAAAGAAUUUCAGAAAAAAGGGUGAGAUCAGUCGGCUUUAACCCUUGAAAUUUUUACCAACRGAGUGCCUCAGUUUGUUUAUGGUAUUUGGAAUCUGUUUCUUUUGACAUUCAGCAGCUGUAAAUAUGUUCAUUUUUCUAAGUCAUUUCACAAAGGUUUUGACAAAUGCUUCAACUAUUGGAACAAUGAAGAUAAAAGACUCUGGCAAUUAAAAUAGCUUUAGUGUAAGAAGAAAAAAAUCUUUAGCUUAAAUCUUGUCAGUAUUGUUUGAAUAUAUGAUUUUUUAAUGAAAUGAUGAAAUUUAGGCAGUAAGUUACUUUUUAAAAGUUUAGAAACAAUGAUUGAAGAAAGUUUUAGUUGCUUGAUUUUAAAUCUUGCUGUAUAAAUAAUGCUAGUUAUGUGUUGGAAACUUGGUUUUUCUUUUACAGUACUUAAUUGAUUUCAAUUGUUUGAACUUCUUUGCAGCAGAAACUAGAUUGCUAACAUUUAAAGGUUAGUGUAGCUUUUGUUGUGCUUUUAAUAUUUUUGAAUUGUUCAAGUUUUGAUUACAAAUAUUUUACGCUUUAAUUGUUAGAGGAAAAUGAUUUGUUUAUAUCGAAUUAUUUUUCUCUCUUUGACUUUGCCAUAACAAAACCAAUCUUGAUGUUUUUUUUUUUUCUUUUUACUUUUGUCCAGAUGUAGCAAACUUAUUUAGAACCGGGAAGGGGGAAAGCUCUAAUGCCUUUUCAUUUGGCUUGCAUAUGUUCUUAUUUUUAAACAAGAAUAUGUGAUAUUUGUCUUGUUUUUAUCAAAUGUUUUCACACAGUCUUGUCUUUGUGACCUCCUGGACCCCUCCCCCCUUUUUUUUAUUAAGAGCAAAGCAUAUUAUGUUGUUGGACUCAAAUUGCUAGUUGCAAGUUGCUAAUCCUAGAGGUUCAUAUUAUUUGUAAUUGACUUAUUUAUCAAUGGGUAAACUUCAUUUAAUACCCUGAUAUUGUGUAUAUUGUCUUUUCAGUUUGAGUUUAAUAUCUGUAGAAAAUCUGCUCAGGAAUAACAAACAUGAAUUGUCAAAUACCUUCCAGUUACUGUUGGUCUUUUAACUCAAGUAUGAGGGGGAAAUGUAUCAAAGAUAACCAAUGUUGGUACUUAAACAUCAAAGUUAACAUGUUCUGUUAAUUUUGGGUUCUAACUUUGGUUGUUGCAUGCUGUGGGUAACAAAAAGACAACCAUCAGUCAGUGUGGGCUUACAGAUCAACAUGUAUGUUUUUUGGACUGGAAGGAAAUUAAGCUUUCAAACAACCACAGGCACUUAUUAGUUCACAGUUUAUGGUGGUAUGCAUGUAUUCUGUACUUUUAGAUUUCUAGAGCACCGCUGCCAGUAGGAAAUGUUAAAAUAGUUUUAAUUGGCAACAAACGGGAGAUAAAAGUGAAGCACAUUUCUAAUGAAUAUAUUUUCACUGUUUAAUUGGUGUAUUUGGAUUGAUUAGUGUCUUGCAUUAAGCUGGUGAUAUUUUUUUAAAUUUGCUUUGAUGGAACAUGAAAGUUUGAAUUUGUUUAAUGGAUCCAAUCACUGGGGAGCAUCUGCUUGUACUAUUACUGAAUAUAAAUACACUUUGUGUAGAACAAUGUUCUGGGUUGUCAUUGCAUUUGAGUAAUGUGAUCAUCCACACAAGGGAACUGUUGUUUUCAAUUUGUAACACUGAUUUAUUAAGAACUCCAUGAAAUUCUUCGUAAUACGUGAAAUGUGCUGACUAAUCAAAUUAAUUUGACUAAGGUGUUUAAUACUUUAAAGGAAUAAAUUAAUGUUUCAUGUGAAUGCUCAUUUUGUGCAUAAAGGUUAAAGUAAGGUAUUAGCAAAUGCAAGUCAAAAAAAGAGAAAGCUUGGUUGUGUAAAAAUUGUGUAGAGUUUGAAGCAAAUCCUGAUUGCCUUUACAAUAUUUAUUUUCAGCAACAUGUCACUAAGCAGUUCUAGUUCACUGUAAAAAUAAAUAAAUCUUGUCACAUCAGAGAGAAUAAAUUAAUUCCGAGUUGCUAUUUGAUAUUUCAACAUUUUAGAUUCUUGUUGAUGGCUGUCUACAAAAUAAAAAUAUUUUUCAAAAUUCA